AUGUUAUUUGACAAGGAUAAAUUAGAGGAGCUCAAAGUUUACUUCUCCGAGACGGAGUGGACCAAUUUGCAGAAAUGGCUGAACUCCCCGACUCCAGCUUUCAUGAGCGGCCCCCGAUCUCGGAGAGCCAUGCUGGCAAGGGCUGCAGAGCCAAGCGACUCUGAAGAUGAGGAAUGGAACCCUUGUCUGGAGAGAAAGCCUGGACGAUCGCAGAAAGAGCGCUUGAAAUCGCAGAAGGAGCAGGCAAACGUUUACGUCCGUGGUGAAAACCUCCGCAGCAGGCAGGAAGUGUGCUACACUGAGGAAGAGGAGCCCAGAGAUGAAGAUUAUUUCUAUUGUGACGAGUGCCAGUCCUUCUUCACUGAUGAAUGCCGGCUCCACGGCCUGCCGUCGUUCAUCUUCGACUCUCCAGCGCCCGCGGGAGCCCCUGACAGGGCCCGGCUUACCCUGCCCCCUGGUCUGGAGAUCAGAGUCUCCAGCAUCCCUGGAGCAGGGCUGGGGGUGUUCGCCAAGGGACAGACAGUGCCCAGGGGAGUGCACUAUGGACCCUACGAGGGAGAGCUGACUGAGGAAGACGUAGCCAUGGAGAGCGGCUACUCCUGGAUGAUCUCCAGGAGCAAGCGCUGUGUUGAAUACAUUGAUGCCAAGAGAGAAACCCACUCCAACUGGAUGAGAUAUGUUAACUGUGCUCGAAACGAGGAGGAGCAGAAUCUAGUGGCUUUCCAGUACAGAGGGUCUAUUCUGUAUCGCUGCUUUAACCCCAUUCACCCAGGGCAGGAGCUGCUGGUGUGGUAUGGGGACGACUAUGCCAAAGACCUGGGUAUCACCUUCAACGACCUGUGGAGCAACAAGUGCUCGGCAAGGGGGGGCGAGGAUAUUCCUUCUCAGUUCUUCCCCUGUACUCAGUGUUCGCUCUCCUACACAGCAGAGAUCUACCUGCACAAGCACAUCAAGAACUCUCACCAUGAGGAAUAUGUGAGACUGCUCAGAGCAGGAUCAGUCACACCAGAGUCUCCAGCCUUCCACCAGCUCCCACAGGCACUGUGCACCCUCUCAGACUGUCCCAGAUACAGUCAGACUCCUCAGCCAGACACCAGCAGCAAGAGAGUGCAUGCAUGCGCCCAGUGUGGGAAGAGUUUCAGUCACGGGUCAGACCUUAAACGACCCCAGCGAACUCACACAGGGGAGAGGCCAUACCACUGCGCCCAGUCUGGGAAGAGUUUCAGUCACGGGUCACACCUUAAACUACACCAGCGAACUCACACAGGGGAGAGGCCAUACCACUGCGCCCAGUCUGGGAAGAGUUUCAGUCAUGGGUCAGACCUUAAACGACACCAGCGAACUCACACAGGGGAGAGGCCGUACCACUGCGCCCAGUGUGGGAAGAGUUUCAGUGUGGAGGGAACCCUUAAACUACACCAGCGAACUCACACAGGGGAGAGGCCGUACCACUGUGCCCAGUGUGGGAAGAGUUUCAGUCAGGAGGGAAACCUUAAAGGACACCAUCAAACUCACAUGCUCAAGGGCACGAUGAAUUGA
This is a messenger RNA of Conger conger (European conger), 1539 nucleotides long. RefSeq names its product histone-lysine N-methyltransferase PRDM9-like. Bases 1 to 1539 code for a protein of 512 amino acids. The record is from RefSeq and is a predicted model, not a curated record. Gene Ontology annotation, cellular component: nucleus. Lineage: Eukaryota; Metazoa; Chordata; Actinopteri; Anguilliformes; Congridae. The transcript has 9 exons. Gene Ontology annotation, molecular function: protein binding; histone methyltransferase activity.